CGCCUGGUUUCGGUUACAGUCAGAGGCUCGCGCUGCCGAGAGCACACGCACGCACGCGCUUCAGCUUUAAUCCCAGCCCGAGAGCGGCGCGCGCAGAACGCAAGUCGCGGCGGAGGAGCCGAGCGGACCGGCACUCAGCAAGCCUGUGCAGUCAAACAGCCGAGCGGCGGACAGAAAGAAAUAGAUAUAUAUUUGUAAAGUUCGUCGGAAGACAGUUCUCCUGUGUCGGGCAGGACUCGGUGCUGCUGUGUGAGAAGGAGAAGCCUGUGAGUUGCGCCGCGGGUUACAGACAGCAUGCUGCGGGACCCCGGGUCGAGCUCAGCGGCGGCGGUGCUGCUGCUCUUCCUCCUCCUCCUCUCUGGCCCAGGCUUAUGGGCUCAGAAGGUGAAGGUGGAGCCAGAAGUGGUGUCCUAUCCGGGUCAGACGGUGAUUCUGCGCUGUCAGUUUCCUGACCCAGGCCAGACCCAGCUCACUCAGGUGUCUUGGAUCUUAGAAACGAGCUCUGGCGCUCGGACCAACAUUGCAGUAUUUCAUCCAGAGUUCGGGCUCAGUUACCCGCCAUCCCCUGUACAUGGGCGUGUGAGUUUCAUGAUCCAACCCCCCUCUCUGGAAAAUCCAACUAUUCAGAUCACAGACAUUGCUCUGACCGAUGAGGGGAAUUACAUCUGUGAGUACGCCGCAUACCCCACCGGGAACGAGAAGGGGGUAACCUCACUCAUCAUAUUAGCCAAGCCCGUGAACUCGGCCUCCACCAUCACUGUGCCUGCUGGCAAGUCUCCUGUCGCCGUAGCGCGGUGCGAGUCAGCCAACGGACGUCCACCCGCAACCAUCACCUGGGCGACCGCUCUGAGCGGCAACGGCUCGGCACCCGUCAAAACGGACAACUCGGACAACACCGUGACGGUGCGUAGCGAGUACUUUCUCACGCCCACGCCGGCUGAUAACGGCAAGGAGAUCAGCUGCAUCGUGUCGCAUCGCACACUGACCAGACCCGAGAGCUUCGCCAUGAAACUAGCGAUCCAAUAUCCUCCUAAGGUGCAGAUUGUUGGAUAUGACAAUAACUGGUACAUGGGCCGGAAAAAUGUGGUGUUGACCUGCCAGUUUCAGGGGAACCCUGUUCCUUCCAGCGUGAACUGGAAAAUGAGCUCAGGCUUUAUCCCAGAUUCAGUGGAGGUGGCUGAGAAUAAACUGACCGUACGGAAGGUGGACGAAAACGUAAACACCACGAUUAUCUGCGAGGUAACCAACACCCUCGGCACCGGCAAGGACCAGGUCGCGGUGUUCGUCAGGGAAGCACCCAUGCCUCCCUCCAAUGCGGGUGUAGUAGCGGGCGCAGUCAUCGGCAGCUUCCUGGCCCUCCUGUUGGUCGGGGCCCUCGUUGGCGUCUUGAUAAACCGCAGCCGCCGGCAACAGCAGGGUUACCGGGGCAACAGCAAGGGCAACUCCGCCCCCUAUGACUCAGUGGCACGUCUCUUCGGCUCCUCAGGCAGCAAGAACGGCACAGGCAGUCACGGCAACAAUAACGCGCCCAUCUACAAGGGGGACGUGGGGCUCUCUGAGAAAGCAGGAAAUAUCGGGCUGCACCAGGGGGGCGUGGCCUUGGUGGAAAACGCACCCACGGCGCAGGACAUCCUGCUGAGCGGCGAGCUGGACGAGGCCGAGCGCCGGAAGUUCGACGAGCUGGAGGACGAGGACGAACGUUACGACCAGUUCAGUGGCAGCGGCCCGAUCCUGCAGCUCCGCCCACAUGACGAGGACCCCAACUCCGCCUACCUGGACGACGACAUGGAGUCGCAGAGAGAUGGCUCGAUCAUCUCCCGGACCGCUGUCUAUGUGUGAGAGUGGAAGAAAGGGAAAGGAAGAGAGGGAGAAAGAGAACAAGCCGGGUAAAACGAGGACUGGAGUGGACCUGCUCCCAAAGGAUUUUUUUUUCUUUCCCCCUUUGUUUUAAGAUUAUUAAUUUUAGUUCUCAGAUAUUAUUAAAAAAAAAAAUAACACACCAGAGAGAGACAGAAUUGGAUGGAUGGAUGGAUGGAUGGAUGGAUUAAUAAAACAAAUGAAGGACUGGACAGAGAGCAGAAACAUAAAUAAGAGGUUUAUACAGUACUUCCUAUUUACAGCAAUGGUUGUCAUGGAGACAAUGUCUGAGAGAAAGGCGAGACUUUAAAUGUGCACACAUCAUUAUCCAAAACACGCGCGCACAAUCUCUCUCUCUCUCUCUCUCUCUCUCUCUCUCUCACUGAAACACCAAGGUUAUGUUUGAAUCCACAUUGUGCUUUAGUGGAUGUCUGUAAUCAGGGUUUGGUCAGAAUGAUUAAUCUCCUUCUUCGUCGUCAUCUUCUGCUGUGGGACCGUGGAGCAAGUCUGCUACGUCUCUUGUGACCUUGCUUCUCUCUCUCUCUCUCUCUCUCUCUCUCUCUCUCCCUUUCUCUUGCUCUGUCUCUCUGGCCCACUAUAUCCUGUCAGCUAGAUGAUUGGAGGUUGGACCCUGGACAUACUCCCCCGGUGAAGUGUUCUGUCAUAAGCAGCACUUCUUACAUGAUUGGACGCACACAUCAAAGUCUUCGUUUUGUCCCCUGCACUUAGGUACAGUACAUGAAGGAAAGCAGCAAUUAAGGCUCGACUCAACAAAUGGCUGUUUUAAAACAUCACGGGGGGGGUUAUUACGCGGUUUGAAUACACCGGCUAAUAUCAGAUGAGUGUGCCCUUAUUAAAUUGAUCAAAGCGUCAUAAUAAAUUUAUCAGCCUUUAAGACUUUGUUACAGUUUGGGAUCUCGCCAUAUUGCAUCAGAGACAGUUUGCACGUUCUGUUUUUGCUCUCCUCCUCCUCCUCGGAAGGAUGCACUGCUUCAGUAUGGUCCCAAAUGAGGAUCCUGAAAAUAAAUUGAAGUCGUAAGGACAAGGAGGAGAAACGCUGCCUCUUCCUGAAGGCAACCUAGAAGUACUGAUGUUUUAGAAAGCGUGCGCGCUAAACAUAGAUUAAAUCAUUGGGCCGAUUACCUGCUCAUGCCUAAUUGAGACAGAUUACGUUAUACGCCUUUUCUAAUUAGUCCAUUAAUCUCAAUUUUAUUCGAAAAGAAUUGUUUGGGUUUUUUAGCAUUGCGUAACUGUACUGUCGGACAUCCAGCCUCCGCUAAAGUCGUCUUAACGUGCGGAUCAUGUUUAAACGGUCGUGUCAGCGAGGCCACGUUUUCCUGUUCCUGAUCACCACCUAAAUCUCUCUUAAUUAGUCCCAAGUGAUUCACCUUUAGUGAUUUCGUUCCAUUUAUAGCGCCACGCUGCUCAAGCACUCCCCAUUAAUCACGAGCAGCGAGUCAUUUUGUGUUUGCUUUAUUUAGGAUCUCUAAUUAACCCCUAAAUCACUGAAUGAAAGGAUGGCUGGACGGAUGAAUGAACUUGCUCCGAAAGAACCAUUUGACACACGUGAGCUGGAAGAAGCGCUUCCUUACCAGCCCAGGAUCCGAGACUCUAAUAAACUCGACGCACACAAACCCUUGACCUUCCAUCUCUGCGCAUGGAGAUGUAAUUAAUAGAGAAAAUAAUUACAGCUGCAUCGAGCUCUAAUCUCUAAUUGUACAAAGCUAAUUAAUCAACUCCAUAUUUCUAAAUGUGCAGGUCCUAAUUGGUUGCCAUGGCCGCAUGGUUAAAUAUAUCAUCUGUUCUCUCACAGUGGGGGGUUUUGUAUUCCUUUCUCCUAAUCAGUUCUUUUUUUUCAUUUAUCACUUUUUUUUUUUUUUGUCACUUUGGUCUGAAGGCGGGUGCUAUUCAUAGAGAGAGAGGGGGGGAGAGAACGUGUGAUGAAAUUAAUUGUUGAGAGAGAGAGGGUGUGUGUGUAUAUACAUAUAUUUUUUGGUGUAAGGUGUCUGCAACAUAUGUACACAAUUUAUUUUUCUUAAACAAAUGUGAUAAAUGUCCAAACAUCUAUUGUAAAUAGGAAAUUAGAUGGACCACUGCUUCGUAUGUGUUUCAUCCACAGAUCUGCCUAAAGUGCAUGGCACUAAAUCGUCAUCGCGACACAAAGUAUUUUUAAAUCUAUCUGUUAAAGAGCUAUAUCAAUGGGCGAUGUGUUCUCUCUCACUCUCUCUCACACACACACACACGCAUACACUUGUGUACUGUAGACACCUAUUUUUAUUGAGCGGUGAAGUCUUUCACCUAUAGAGACCCAUUUUAGUGAGCGAGGCAACCUCAUUCUCACACACACACACACACACACACGUGUAUAGAGAGCCACAUUUCCACCUGAUUUUGUGUACAUGCGAGUCAGCGUGUUAAACUGUGUCUGACUCAAGAGUAGUAAUUUCCUCCGGGGUCUUGGACUCGCGUACACAGAGUAAUUUAAACUGGGCAUCAUGCAUAUACAGUCCUGUAAAUUAGUCAUCCCUGCUGCUCUUGGAUCUCCAAGAACGUCCGUGAGCGAGCGAGAGCAAAGCAUGCUGGGUAAAGUAGUUUUGAGUUUCCACAGCAGGAUCAGGUUCAGUUCAGUCAUCAUGAGGCUGCACUGCACGUCAGCCCUGCCAAAGGGAAUCGGUGCUCUGCUGCUGCGGGCUUCAGCCUGCCCACUGCUAAUUAGCAGAGAACACAUCGACCUUGCAGCGCUGCUCAGGCUCCUCAAGAAGCAGAGCAGCUAAGGACGGCACACGUGGAGAAUAUUAAGGAAGAGGCGUAACCUCUGCGCUAGGAGCGUUCGAUGAAAUUCGAGUUUCUUAGCUCAUAAGUUUCAUUGCCACAGCUCGCCAUCCCUUCGUCCUUCACGCAGACGUUGCCGUCCACUUUUCCUUCUUCUUCUUCUGUUUUUAAACCUGUGUGAUUUAGAAUCGAAGCCUUAAAUGUCACCUGACCAAACCUGUCUCUCUGUACAUAGUAUAAAUAUUAUAAAUAUGAUCAUGUGAUGAAGAAAAAUAAGGUUGAAUAAUUGUCGCUUUUUUGUGUACAUAUAUACAUAUUGGAAGCAUGAAGGACCUUUUAAUUUCCUCAGUUUUGAAAAACUUGAUUUUAACAGCUUUUUUUUUUCUUUCUUUUUUCCCUCCUCCUCCCAACCGUCUCGUCGGUGCUCAGUCAGUGCUUUAUUGUUGCGUUUUGAAUUUGUGCUAUGAUGCUUAGAAUAAUUCAUGAUUCUGCCGUGGCCUGUUGGAGAACAUUUUCUGACGCUUUUCCAUCAUCACUAAACUCAUGUUUUAGGAUUUAUUUUAGGGUUGCCAGUCUUUGUAAUGUAUUUUUUUUUUAAAUUUGGUUUGUAAUUAAAGUAUCUAAAAAAAUAA
Molecule: messenger RNA, 5261 nt
Organism: Neoarius graeffei (lesser salmon catfish)
Lineage: Eukaryota; Metazoa; Chordata; Actinopteri; Siluriformes; Ariidae
Product: nectin-2
Exons: 7
Coding region: 295-1839 (514 amino acids)
Source: RefSeq, a predicted model, not a curated record